GAAAGCAACGAAUUACAACCUCUUUUGCAAGCUCUACAAGAAAGCAUAAUUAAUAUCUCAACAACAAUCUUACAAAAUCCUCAAGUUGCUCGUACUAAAGGAAGACCUCCUAGCGCAUCUAAUUAUAGAACAGAUAUUAAACCAGAAGAGAUCCUUCUGG
Molecule: messenger RNA, 160 nt
Organism: Dentiscutata heterogama
Lineage: Eukaryota; Fungi; Glomeromycota; Glomeromycetes; Diversisporales; Gigasporaceae
Source: the annotation of a GenBank genome assembly